This is a messenger RNA of Drosophila willistoni, 566 nucleotides long. RefSeq lists its product as uncharacterized. The transcript has 2 exons. The coding region runs from base 60 to 566 and encodes 168 amino acids. The record is from RefSeq and is a predicted model, not a curated record. Lineage: Eukaryota; Metazoa; Arthropoda; Insecta; Diptera; Drosophilidae.
GGUAUAACUAACACGAAUAAAAUAGAAUAGAAUAGAAUAAAUUUUUACAAAUAUAUUUCAUGGGCAAUAUGAAAGAACAACUUGAUCGACGCCUAGUUCUGCUUCAUGAACAUCAUGCCUUGGUCAGGUUGUUUAAGAGUGCUUUAGAGCGCAUGCCAAAUGAUGACUAUAAAGUUGUCAUCAAAGCAGAUAAACGACCAUCUGGAACACACGAACGCACAUUUAAUGCUCCAACAGUAGACGAAGUUGCUAUCCUGAUUGUUGGUGAACAAUUGGAAAAACGCGAUAUUGUGCUUACACGUCGCGAUACUGGGCCAAUCCAAAUAUCUGAAACUCAUCGAUCAUACGACGCAUUGCAAUACCCACUAAUGUUUUGGCAAGGAGAAAAUGGAUAUUAUUUUAAUAUUAAAUUGAUAAAUCCAUUGAAUGGUGAAGAAACUGCAAAGAAAGUUAGCUCAAUGAAUUAUUAUGCAUAUCGUUUGAUGAUUCGUCAAAAUGCUGACAACUAUUUGCUGCGGUUUCGUCGAUUGUUUCAGCAGUAUUGCGUUGACAUGUAUGUAAAAUAG